Messenger RNA from Funneliformis caledonium, 636 nucleotides. The record is from the annotation of a GenBank genome assembly. Lineage: Eukaryota; Fungi; Glomeromycota; Glomeromycetes; Glomerales; Glomeraceae.
AUGGCUAUGAUCGAAAUAAUUGAAAAACAAUUAGAAGAUGCAAAGAAGUUGAAGGAUUUGGAAGAAAAGUUGUUCAAUGAAGAAUACAGGAAUGAAAAGCAGGAAAAGAGAUGGGAAGAUAAGAUAAAUGAGUUAAAGAAGGAGAAGGAAGGAUUGAAAAAGGAUAAGGUGAAGUGGGAGAACCAAGUGAUUAAUUUACAAAAUAAAUUAGUCGACUUUAGAAAGGAAGAAAUUAUUACAAAGAGUGGGAUCAAACGCAAGACUGAUGAAGAUAUAAAGUUUAAUACAAAAGAACAAAACAGUGGCUCUAUUUAUUUGAAUCAUCGUCUAGCCAAUACCUCUGGGAAUCCUAUCACCCUUCAACAUCUUAUCUUCAGAACCUUUCUUGAGGACUGUGAAACCAUAACACCAAAUGAUAUUAACUAUGCCUUUGUAUUGGAUGUAACUGAGUCUAUGUCAAAUGUAUUUACUAAUAAAGAUGAAAGAAGAGAUGCAUUCAAGAUACUAUUUCGAAAGCAUUAUGAGGUUAGUCUUAAUCAAUAUAUAAAUGCAAAGAUAACAACAGAUGGCUCUUCCUUUGAAAAGAAGGGAAUAUAUAUGACAAGUACAAUGGAAGUAAAAUCAGAAUUGAGGUAG